Microsporum canis CBS 113480 is the source of this 855-nucleotide messenger RNA. Its product is annotated as osmosensor protein. The transcript is spliced from 4 exons. Gene Ontology annotation, molecular function: protein binding. The record is from RefSeq and is a predicted model, not a curated record. Lineage: Eukaryota; Fungi; Ascomycota; Eurotiomycetes; Onygenales; Arthrodermataceae. Bases 1 to 855 code for a protein of 284 amino acids.
AUGGCGCGCUUUCAGAUGAGCAACUUGGUUGGCGACCCGUUUGCGUUGGCGACCGUUUCGAUAGCGAUACUUGCCUGGAUUAUUACCGUUGUGUCCUGCAUCAUCGCCCAGACCAAAGAAGCCAUUCCAAACUUCUUCUGGUGGUCUGUUGCGUACCAGUUCUGUAUCGUGGUUGGAAUUACGGCUGUGAUGGGGUCGAAUACCGGUCACGUCUACAGCACCGCGAUUGUUGGAUACGCUGCUGCUGGCCUGGUCUGCACCACCUUCACCAUUGACGGACUGGUCACUAGCAAAGAAGGCGCCAGACAAUCUGGCGGUGCCGGUCUUAUCCUCCUUGCCAUGACAGACAUCGUCUGGAUCUUCUACUUUGGCUCAACCCCUCAGUCGCGGCCAAGAACCUACAUCGACUCCUUCGCCCCUCACAAGGAACAGCCAAGCUACCGAAGCAGCAAGCCAAUCUCACACAGCUACACUCCUCGUCCCGAAACCACAGUCUCAUCCGCUCACCAGCCACACCUCUACUCAUCCGCCCCAUUGAGCGGCUUCGAAUCCUCGCCCAUGGCCGGCUACAACGCCACGACCGCCAGCUCAACAGGUAUCCAGCCCAUGGUCGGCCUGCAGACGAACGCGAGCACGGUAGGCGGCGACACGGCUGAGAUUGGCCAGCCAACAGAGUACCCUUACCGUGCAAAGGCGAUCUAUUCGUACGAAGCCAACCCAGACGAUGCGAACGAGAUCAGUUUCACCAAACAUGAGAUCCUGGAGGUGUCUGACGUCAGCGGCCGAUGGUGGCAGGCGAAGAAGUCCACCGGCGAAACAGGAAUCGCACCAUCAAAUUACCUCAUUCUACUCUAA